AUGGAUUAAUAAUUGAAGAUAUACUGUAAGAAACAUAAAAAAUAUCAGGCGAGAUAUUUCAAUGUUUCAGAAGAAGCAUUCUAGGAACUUAAGUGUGAAGAGUGUAUAACAGAAGAAAACAGUUCAUUAAAAGAUCAUCUUUCUAUAGAGAUUAUUAAUAUUUGUGAUGAUGAUUAAAUUUUUCCUAAUUGGCCACCAGUUAAUGAUAUAAAGCUUUUGAAAAAUAUAUCAUCAAUUAUGAUUAAAGAAAAUGAAACCUUAGAGGAACUAGACUUAUAGUUUCAAUAAAUGAUUGCAGAUAUUUUAAAAAUAAUUGAGGAAAUGAAGAAAAAAUGGUAUUCGUAUCUAACCAAUAAAAAUCAGCAAAAAGUAGAAAUAUUGAAUAGCUAUAAUGAGAUUUCUGGAAAGGAAAGACUGAAAUAAUUAAUUAAUUUCACUUAAUAAACAAUGGAGGAUCAGCUAAAUGACUUAAGGUUCAAAUUUAAUGAGCAUAUAGCAGAUUAAUUAAUAAUCGGUGUUCUUAAUGAAAAUAAUUUGUCACUUCCUCUCUCCAGUUCUUGUUAAGGAAAGGCUUUUGGGAAGAGUAAUUUGUUUUGCGGUGGUUAAGUAGUAAAAGGAAGUUACUUUUAGGAAAUUAAAAAAGAUUAGGUAAUUGAAAUGAGAAUAGAUAUCUAAAAUAAAAAAUUAUAGUUUUUAGACUAUCCUAAUUAUCAAAAUAUAAAUGAGCUUUAAGACUGUCAUAAUAAUUUAAAUUAGAAUAAUAAACAUAAUGAAAUUGAAGAGAUAAAUGAAGAAGAAGAACAUGAGGAAAAAGAUGAUAAAUAAGAUGCUGAAUAGAAUUAUGAUAAAGAAAUGGAAGAAUAAGAAUAAAUAGAAGAAAUUUAAUUUUGA
Tetrahymena thermophila SB210 is the source of this 891-nucleotide messenger RNA. Its product is annotated as insulysin, insulin-degrading enzyme, putative. Lineage: Eukaryota; Ciliophora; Oligohymenophorea; Hymenostomatida; Tetrahymenidae. The transcript has 3 exons. The record is from RefSeq and is a predicted model, not a curated record.